GUGGCUUCCGUGCAGCAGGGGGAGUUUUAUAGGGGAGGAGGUGGGAGCGAGGAGUUUGUCCCGAGUUGCACAGAGCCUUGCCAUCGGCCCUGAUCCUCCAGCCCCCUUGUCCUCUCCUUCCUCCUCCCGGUGCAAUGCCUCUGGCCCGUAGCCUUUCGGUGACCUCCCUGACUGGGCUGGAAGACUGGGAUGAUGAGCUUGACUUGGAGAAUGCCAUCCUCUUUGAGGUGGCGUGGGAAGUAGCUAAUAAAGUUGGGGGGAUCUACACGGUUAUCCAGACCAAAGCCAAAAUCACGCUGGACGAGUGGGGUGAGAAUUACUUCCUGAUCGGGCCUUACCUGGAGCAGAAUGUCCGCACUCAAGUGGAGCUAAUAGAGCCACCCAGCCCUGCCGUCCGCCGUACCAUUGACUCCAUGAAUGCUAAAGGAUGCAAAGUUUACUUUGGUCGUUGGCUGAUUGAAGGUGGUCCAUAUGUGAUUCUGAUAGAUAUUGGGGCAACUGCGUGGAGCCUUGAUCGCUGGAAGACAGAGCUGUGGGAAAGCUGCUCCAUUGGGAUUCCCUGGUAUGACCGAGAAGCUAAUGAUGCAGUCCUCUUUGGCUUCCUCACAGCAUGGUUUCUAGGAGAGUUUUCUGCACAAUGUGAAGAGAAGCCCUUCAUCAUUGGUCACUUCCAUGAGUGGCUGGCUGGGAUUGGUCUUGUCCUCUGCCGGAUCCGUAAACUUCCAGUGGCUACCGUCUUUACCACCCAUGCCACCUUGCUAGGACGCUAUCUGUGUGCAGGCAGUGUGGACUUCUACAACAACCUACAGACUUUUAAUUUAGACAAGGAGGCUGGGGACCGACAGAUCUACCACCGUUAUUGUAUGGAGCGAUCCGCUGUCCACUGCGCCCAUGUUUUCACAACUGUCUCCCAGAUUACAGCCGUGGAAGCCGAACACUUGCUAAAACGGAAGCCCGAUAUUGUGACUCCCAAUGGUUUGAAUGUCAAGAAGUUCUCAGCCAUGCACGAAUUCCAAAACCUCCAUGCGCAGAGCAAGGCUCGCAUCCAGGAGUUUGUCCGGGGGCACUUCUACGGGCAUCUGGACUUCAACCUUGACAAGACCAUUUUCUUCUUCAUUGCUGGGCGCUACGAAUAUUCCAAUAAAGGGGCCGACAUUUUUUUGGAAGCUCUGGCCCGGCUCAACUACCUGCUCAGGGUGAACGGUAGCCAGAUCACAGUGGUGGCCUUUUUCAUCAUGCCAGCCCGGACCAAUAACUUCAAUGUUGAAACUCUGAAAGGCCAGGCAGUCCGCAAACAGCUGUGGGAUACAGCCAACGCAGUGAAGGAGAAGUUUGGCAAGAAGCUCUAUGAAUCACUCCUUGUGGGGAAUCUUCCAGACAUGAACAAGAUGCUGGACAAGGAAGAUUUCACCAUGAUGAAAAGAGCCAUUUUUGCCACCCAGCGCCAGUCUUUCCCCCCAAUCUGCACUCACAACAUGCUGGAUGACUCCACCGAUCCGAUCCUCAACACCAUCCGGCGCAUUGGCCUUUUUAACAGCAGCUCCGACCGUGUGAAGGUCAUCUUCCAUCCUGAAUUCUUGUCUUCCACCAGCCCCCUUCUUCCUGUCGAUUAUGAGGAGUUUGUUAGGGGUUGCCACUUGGGGGUGUUUCCUUCUUAUUAUGAGCCAUGGGGCUACACGCCAGCUGAGUGCACUGUUAUGGGCAUUCCAAGCAUUUCCACCAACCUCUCUGGCUUUGGAUGCUUCAUGGAGGAACACAUAGCAGAUCCAUCAGCUUAUGGUAUCUACAUUGUGGACCGACGUUUCAGAGCCUUGGAUGAGUCAUGCACACAGCUGACCUCGUUCCUCUACAGCUUCUGCCAGCAGACCCGGCGGCAGCGCAUCAUCCAGCGCAACCGCACUGAGCGGCUCUCUGACCUCCUGGACUGGAAGUAUCUGGGCAGAUACUACAUGUAUGCCCGGCAUAUGGCGCUAGCAAAGGCAUUCCCUGACAACUUCACCUAUGAGCCACACGAACAAACUGCUGCUCAGGGCUUCCGCUACCCACGCCCAGCCUCUGUGCCACCAUCGCCCUCCAUCUCCCGCCACUCCAGCCCCCACCACAGCGAGACCGAAGAAGAUGAUGAACGGUACGAUGAGGACGAAGAAGCGGAGAAGGACAAACAGAACAUCAAGUCUGCAGCGCUGAUGGGCCCCGUCCCCGAGUGGCGGAAGCGCUCUAAGAAAGGCUCUAGUGAAGCCAGCACUUCCUCCAAUGCCAGCACCCCGACCCUUCCCAGCAGCCCCAGCGACCUCAGCAGCCCCACCAACUCUCUCAUCGAGGAGAAGAAUUAACUGUUUCUAACUAUGCCGACACACUCUCCCAUGUCUGCCCCCCUGCCAUGCCUUGCCCUCCCCUCCGUAGGUCAGCUAUUCUCUGGUGCUGGAUUCUGAAACCGUUCUAGCGUGUAGGUUCUAACGUGUCCCAGAACCAAGGCGAGGAUCGGCAUUGUUGCGUUCCCAUGUUGGUUGUCUGGUCUGGAUCAGGUUGGUUGGGGAGGACACGCCCGUGCUCUAGCAUUGAAAGGGAAGUUGCCCGUCACUUGUUCUAGAACUUGAGACACUUUGUUUUCUGAAGCUUGAUCUUACAUGGGAGAUGGCACAUUCUGGAUUCCCUUGUGCUGCUAAUCCUUUUUGGGACGAAGCCAUUUAGAACCCUGCAACAUAGAACUGGGGAGGGAAAAGAGAUUAGGAAGCCUUCCCUCGGAGUGAUACUUAAGGUGGCUUGUGCUCAUGAUGGGAUUGGUGUGGAAUAUUUAGUAAAUGUCCCAAGUACCACUGAUUUGGGGAGGGUCCAGGCUUUUAAGGAAUACUUACGAACAGGGUGGUUUUUUCUGAUACCAGAUGGGAUUAUGAAUCCUUUAUAAUCUAUCCUUUCAUAGUGCUAAAUUUCUGGAGAUCCUCACAGAUGUCCAUACUGCAAUAGAGUUCUAGAAUGUUUCAGCGUCCUAGAAAACCUUGUGGGGGCACAUUUCAGAAAGGCAGCAGUCUGUUCUGUUCUAAGUGUGCAUGAGGAGAUGAGCAGGCUCGUGCUGUACAAAUACAUCUCGGUUGGCCAGUCUUGCUUCGAAGGUGUUUCAAAAAGACUUUGGGAAGUCACUGGAAAUGAAGGCCCUGCAGAGGGAGUGGCAGGGAUUUUACAGGUAGCUAUGUAGCUAAAGGAGACAUCUGAAAAAGAGGAGCCAACCCAUUUUGUUACUGAACUUCUUUGACUGGAAACGUAAAGGGUUUUUUCUUGAAGGAGGAGAGUUAGCAUAGAACCUUCUGGAAUGGUGCUGCCAGCUUUUAAGGAACCCUGGAAUAUAGAGAGAGACUAGUUCAUACAGAGGCAUUUUGGAUUUGGAGAAAGAUCUCAAAGUGGUCAUGGGUUUAAAUAAAUCUGCUUUGUGGUGGUCUGAGGAGGAAGGACUUGAGAAUUCCCACCUGCUGUCAUGAGCGAUAAACUGCUGUGUGCAAGUGUAGACUAAAGAAAGGGUAGGAGAACCAACCAAAGACUUUAAAUGUUUAAAAGGAUGGAUUUAGCCAAAGCCAAUAAACUGAGCCUUAUCCACCAGGCACUCAAACAUCUGCCACUGUAAUUCUACCUGCAAUGUGAUGGAUCCCAGUCACUUUCAUCAAAAGAAGGGAAGCCAGUGAUUGUGAUCUGCCAAAAUCGACAGUGUGAGGCAGAUCAUUAAGACUCCUUGAGUCGCUGAGAAACAGGCAUUCAUUCAGUAAGCUGCUCUAGAACUUACGGAGAUCUCUGAAGUCUCUCUCGGACACAUUUUGCAGGGCAAGAAUUUUGGAAUGGUCACAGUUUCCAGAGAAUGGCCCCACCACUCUUCCAUAGUGGCCACUAAAAAUAUGCGAACAUAAGUAUGGAACCAAUUCUUGACCUCUGAAAAUUUAGACUUAAUUCCCUGUAGGUUGUGUGACUGUUUUAAUGACCGUGCUCUCUACAUAACGGGAGAGAAGGGCCUUCCUGCCUGGGACUGGGCCUGUCUUGGGACAGCAGCCAUAGUAGAAUCGUCUGGAGAAUUUUGUGGCCCACUAUGGGUAAAAAUGGCAGACAGGUGAGGCUGUAGAAAGACUGCUUUAGGGGCUAGAGGACAGGAUUCGAGGCUGAGCAAAGAUGCCGUGAGAACCCAUGAAAGUUGUCGGGUUUUAUAAUGUCUCAUGUCCAGCACGAGAGAGACGGCUGCUUCUGACAUGGAGUCCUAGUACCCUGCGUCCCACAGCUGCUGCCAAGUUUGGUACCAAGGAAACUCCAUUUUUCUCCCUGUGGCCUAGUGUGUCCUCUGAUUCUGCUGCUUGUUUGUUUGGACUCGCUGAACAUCUGUGCUUGGAUUAUGAACCACGUGUCUCCCCCUGCCCCCCAUUCCUUUUUCCUCUUCUUUUUGUUAGGAAAUCACUUCGGUGUAAAGUCUUAUGACUCAGUCACAUACCCCCUUUCCCCCUCCCCCCUCCUUUCCCCAUGGACUUGUUUUAAAAAGUGCUUGCAGUUUUUGUCUUCUCCCCCAUCCCCAAAAUACUGUGUGAACAAUCAAAUGAAGAACAAAAGCUGCUUGUGAGACGAAUCUCAAUUAUUUAAGAAUAAAUUUUGCUUUGGAGAAA
Messenger RNA from Eublepharis macularius, 4631 nucleotides. RefSeq names its product glycogen synthase 1 (gene GYS1). Gene Ontology annotation, cellular component: cytoplasm. The record is from RefSeq and is a predicted model, not a curated record. The transcript has 17 exons. Gene Ontology annotation, biological process: glycogen biosynthetic process. Lineage: Eukaryota; Metazoa; Chordata; Lepidosauria; Squamata; Eublepharidae. Bases 135 to 2333 code for a protein of 732 amino acids. Gene Ontology annotation, molecular function: alpha-1,4-glucan glucosyltransferase (UDP-glucose donor) activity.